AUGGCAACAACUUCAGCUGUCCUUGCUCAGGUAACAACCAGUGGCGCAGUGGUUCGCUGCGGCAGCAACAAAACCAAACAGACAACACCCAAAGUGGUGUACAUUGGAGGAAUGAGUUCCUAUGGAGGUCUGAAAGCACACAGCAACAACAACGUGGUUUCCCUCGGCCUGCCACGGUGCACUGAGCAGUGCUUUGCUAAUGUUAUCAGCUCCUUGAAGAAGGCGCAUGGCGAAGGAAGAACAGGUGGGGGAGCGUUGUCCUCUACAUGCAACAAAGCGGAUGAGAUUUUCAACAUCGCAGUUAUCAUGAACGGGCUUGUUCUGAUCGGGGUUGCAGUUGGCUUUGUUCUUUUGCGUAUUGAAGCAUCCCUAGAGGAAUCUGAUCAGUGA
This is a messenger RNA of Theobroma cacao (cacao), 390 nucleotides long. NCBI's taxonomy places the organism in Eukaryota, Viridiplantae, Streptophyta, Magnoliopsida, Malvales, Malvaceae. The record is from RefSeq and is a predicted model, not a curated record.